Porites lobata is the source of this 25772-nucleotide messenger RNA. The record is from the annotation of a GenBank genome assembly. Lineage: Eukaryota; Metazoa; Cnidaria; Anthozoa; Scleractinia; Poritidae.
AUGGCGCCGAUCCUUGGGUCGGUGCCGCAAGUUUUACGGUAAAAAUCUUUCACUUUACGUUCGCAUUAUUUAAGUUGUUAUAUUUUCAAAGAAUUUUUAUUUAUGUUUGAUCCUUUUCUAUUGUAAAUAUAUUCAACAGGCAAGCAGAAACGUUGAAAGCCGCUUUAAAGAGUAAGUUGUUUGUUUAAGUCAAUAGUACAAAUUUAAGCUUAGUUGUUUCUUGUAUGUUAUAUUCUGUUUUGCCUUUUUUAAGAAACGUAAAAUAAGGCCACGGUAUCUUAACUGCUUGUUUCUUUUGGUUGAAGCCGUUUUUUGAUGGCAUUGAAAAGAUCUUAAACUCUGGCGCUGUAAAUUUAUGCAACGCUAACCUUACAAUCUUGUAUAACCGGUUAAUAUUAAUAAUCUGCUUUAUUUUGUUUCUAUGCGUCUACUUCUCACCUUCAAAAAAUAGGAUGUGACAUUUAAGUGCACCCUUUUGCUAUAAACGGGAAACCAAAACACUCAGUUGCUUCUGAACCAUGUUUCUGGCACAUAGAUCUUCAAACUUCAGUGAUGAGAUAACCGUUUGAUUUGUUGUCUGUGACUAUCUAUUAUAGACCUGGGCCCAGUUGUUCUAAAGGUGGAUAGCGCUAUCCACUGGAUAAAUUACUAUCCGUGGAUAACGCAAUUAGUUUUCGUAAUACUUAUCAAUCGGAUAGUGGUUUAUCCGGUGGAUAGCGCUAUCCAACUUUUGGACAACCAGGACCUGGUGAUACAAAAAUGCAGCUAAAGAAAUAACAUCAGUUUUACUUCUAGUUAAUCUUUGGUACAAAUUUGUGUCAGCUCAAGUUUCCUCCAAAGUGUCGACUCUCCUACAUCUUCAGUUUUUGCAGCCUUGAGAAAACCUGGAUGAGAUCAACCCCCGUAACCCAGGGUGGCGUAGGGGGAGUUGUGGUCGUUUCGCCUGAAGAUGAUUCGCCCAACGGUGUUUGCCAGGACAUCAGUCUAUUCACCCUAUGAUACGCAACACUCUACAACAUGGUGAACAUACCUUUCAAGAGGUUAUUUUAGUUACCCUUGGAUUCCACAUAUGCAGUCACUGUCUUUCCAUGGUUAUUCCCUUUUUUCAGGCUUAAAUAAUGACAAAUGCCCUUUGGGUGAAUUGACUUAGUCUGGGCAAACUGCUGUUGGGUGAACCGUCCUUUGGGUGAAAUGACCUGAUACACCAACAAGUAACUGGGGUUUUCUGUGAUGUGUGAUGGGUCCCAAAUUAUUAGCAUGCAUGAUGUGUGAUCGCGUGGAGAUUAGCCGUGUGAGGCGUGAUUGGGCAUAGCUGGGUGGUGUGUGAUUUACUAUUUUCACAACGCGACAUGUCCUUUUCCUUUUAGAUAUCUGUGUUUGGUGAAUAUCAUUUGAAACUAGAACCACAGACAUCUAACACAGAUAUUCAUGACAUCAUUUUCUGGUCUUUCUUCUUGUUCCUUGAUCUCUAAUCUUCUGUCAAAAUUGUAUUUAUGACCUCUGUUCUCAGAUCAGUAAGUACUGAUUAAUAUGGUUAAUGUUUGAAUAACACAUGAUUUCAGAGAACCCAUAAUUAAUUGUUAACAUGCGAUCCUACCCAAAAAGGAUGUUGAAAACAAUUUAUUAGAGCUGAUUAAUUCAAUGGGUUAAGAUACUGCCAUGUAAACUCACUGCAAGUGCACCUCAUUAAUAUGAUGGGUGAUGGCUAAUUUUUUUCCCCUAUGCUUGAUAGAUGCCCCCCGUUGCCACCCUGAUAACCCUUGGAUCCCUAAUGAACUGUGAUUCAGCAAGUACACCUGUAACAGGGGCUGAGUUAUCAACAAUUUGUUGAUGCCCUGGAAAUUAUGUUCAUGAUAUACCCUGUGAAAGCUGUAACCAAAGUACAGAGUGCUGGAACCAGCUUUCCAGGCACAUUUUAAGAACAAGGAAUACAUAUUAGGCUUUUGUACAUUAUGCUAGCAUUUUUUCGAGCAUUUUAGUGAGGCAAAAGCAUUGAGCAUUAUUCGAGCAUUUUAGUGGCAUUUUCCCUGGAAAAUUAAUUUUUCCGAGAAAAUAAAAUAGAAAUUAACUUCUUUCAGGAGCCCAUGCCCCACAAGCUCCUGCGUUUUUAAAGAAAAUGAAGACUAAAACUCAAAAUUCACAAAAAACCUAAUACAGCUGUUUUUUUGGCUGUAUUUAUGAACUGGUACACAUUUUCGUUGUUACUUGCAGCACUUGCACGUUUUUGUAUUAAAGUGUAAACUUUGAAAUUAAUUUAAAAAACCGUUUGUUUUAUGGGCAUUAUCCAAGCAUUUUAGUGACUUUUUUUGGGGAGACCGAGCAUUUUAGUGGGAAAAAUGGAGCAUUAAGGUGGAGCAUUUUAGUGGGGAAGCAAAAGCAUAAUGUACAAAAGCCUAAUACAUAUACAUGAACAACUCUGCCAGAUUUUCUGGAAGUAUCCUGGAUACUGAACCAAUCUCCCAUUUUACUGUAUAUGGGUCCCUGAAUCUCCUGGAUAAUAUAGACUUUUGAGCUUUUAUGUACUUUAGUUUGGAAUUUAGCCCAUUUUUUCUUUUUUUUGGUUCUUGGUAUGGUUUUGUCUUAUGUGCCUGAUUUUACGAAAAGUUUAGUGAUCAAAAUGUCAAUAAGUGGGUGGCCAGGUUUAUUAAAAUCAUUCUGUUGUCUUUAAUGUUCCUCCUAGGUAAUGUUAAUGAUUUUACUGUUGGUAGUGAAGGAUGGCAAUCAAGACAAAGGUGAGAGCUAUUUACUUUUUGUCGAAUAACAAUGUUAGCAUUGGUGCACAAUGUAUAGCAGGGUUGUCAAAAGUAGCCGGCUGGCAGUGAAAAUUGCCUCCUACUUGGUUAGUAUCGGCCGGCUACUCUUCUUGGCAUUUCUUUACGGGUGUUGUUUUUUAAAUAAAAUAUCCCUGGACUGGCCGUUUACUUUGACAACUCAGCCGUCUACUUCAAAACUUUCUGACAUCCCUGUGUAUAGCUUAUUCAACAAAGGAUUCUUCGGGCAUUGGGAAUUGGGCAUUGGAAAGCCAUUGUUCAGUAGUCGCUCAAGCAAAUCAUGUGCAUUGAGUGCCGUAUGUACAAAUGCCCAAUGGCCAAUUACCAAUUCCCAAAGGCUAUUAAAGCAACCUUUAUUGAAUCAGCUAUAUGUUGUAUGGAGUGUGACCAAUACAGGCUCAAAUCUAGGAUAAAUACUGAGAGAAGCCAAUUUCCUCAAUUAGCACCAAAGGUGUAGGCCUAUACGGAGGUCCAGGGGCAUGCUUCAUUGGGAAUUUUUUGGAUUUUAACUCCUAAAGUGCCCUUUUCCUGGGUUUCUGAGUUAUUUAUUUUCCAGGAGAGCGGCAUUUCUCUGUGCUCUGUUGACUUGAUUUUUUAAAAAUAUAUUAUUUUUUUUUAGCAUAAGCUUUAAAGCUUGCCGUUAAAAAAAUUCCUCGAUCAUCUCAUAGUUUCUGUCUUGAAGAGACAAAGGUGACAAAACCUAUCUAAUUGCAGCAGGAGUCAGAUAUGUUGUUUGUAGCCAAUCAGUACGUGGUUCAGAAAGGGUCUUUAGUUUUUUGACCAAUCAGACAAAAGUCCAGAUUCUGGACUACAGGUAAGCGAGGUAUAAAUAGUAAAUGUAUCAGGUGUCCUUUUCCUCUUGUCUCCCAAACAAAAAAGGAAGAAGGACCCCUGAUCGAAGAUUACGUUUCAGACUCAUUGGCCCGCUGGGCAAUGGUCCACCCAGGUCAUCUUCUAGUAAAUCAUACAUUGAGACAAGCACAAAACUACAGCGUACCAGGGAUGUAGCUAUGCCCGUGUAUACAUGUAUCUUGGGCAAGCAAAUGUUGAAGCUACUUGUCCAAAAGGAAAGUUUGAAAUAUUCAGGUUUUUUGUAAAUUCAUGCAAUGAAUUAAAUUUUUUCAAUUUCAGAUUACAAGACUUGUACAAGAGCAUCCUUUUAACAGACCUAGAGUCUGCAUUGGACCAGAAGGUUGAACAAGACCUGUGAGUUUUUUUUCAUUACUGUUUUAAAAUGAUAUUACAAAAGUUAGGUGCUUAAUGUACAUGUUGUAAUUUAUUUAUCCCUUGUCUCUUUAAUUUAUCCUUGCCUUUAAUUCCUUUAAAAAAAACCCAACCUUUAAACCUUUUUUUUUUAAUAUUAAAUUGUUGACCCUCCCCCCCCCCCCCCAUAUAUGUAGCGGUUAGAAAAUAGGCGAAAACAUACCACGCCAACUCGAUCUCAACAACAACUAGAACUCUGUUUAAUCUCUCCCAACACGUGACCUAUGCUUUCCAUAAAUGGUAAUAUGACAUAAUGGUGUAAGGAAAAACGGCUACAUUCCUUCCCUUCUAACAGGAGCGAGGAAAUGUACAAUUAAAAUCAAAAGCUUAAGGUCCUAAAACUAGAUUACACUUAUUUUGAGCAUCUAAAACCGCGAUUAAGUUCGAGUGUAGUUUAGUCUCUAAACGUGCAACGACCUAACACUAACAAAUAACUUUGUCACUGCUUCGUCCAUGUCUCUAACAGACAACAAUUGCUCCAGAGUGUCUCGCGCUGUAAUAAUUUGCCUAAGCUCAACGUGAUCAAAGUCUGGGCUAUAGUCCAUCAAGCGCUUGUCCUUGUCCACAGGGACAGAUUUCCUUGACAAAUCAUGGUUGUAGACAGGUUUCCAAAUGCGAGAUUUCGCAAGUCUUGUGCGACGCCCAGUAGGAGCAUAGGUGUGAACUACAACCGUGUCUUGGACUUCACCGGCUUCCACAAUUUCUCCAACCAGGAUCCCUUGAUCGGUGUGAGACCGUCGAUACGCAGCUCGAUCUAAGACUAGAUAAUAAGCUCCUCCAGAGGGAUCUCCUUCGAGGGAUAAGUAUGGGCAAUGUGCUGUGAGACCGCGCAUCCUUCCAAGUUUGGCAAGAAUUUGCUUGGCUGCUGGGUAGACAGAGUACAGAUGCUUGCAAGCUUCGCUAACUGGAGCCUUUCCUAGGGGUUCAAGAUACUGGGCCAGUUUGAGUGAGAUCCCCUCGUCUGCUUGAUUGUUCCUCUUGGGAAGGUAUAUAAUGAAUUGGCCAGGUUUGUAUUGUUCCUCUCUCUCCCUUGAUUGAACAGGAAGAGAUGUUCCUUUUGCGCAGGACUCUCUUAGUUCGCCAGGCUCGGCUUCUGGAACUGGUAUCAGCUUCUCGACGUUAGUAGGAGGUAAUUCUUCAUUGGUAAUGCGUGUCUUAGACGAUAAAGAUCACUAUUCUUCAAACGCUCGCUGACGAUAUAAGGUCCGGCGUAUCUUCGGAUGAGUUUAGUAGCUGAUCCUUUUUCUACGUUUGAAGGAGGUGGUUUCCUGACUAGGACCUGCUGUCCGACAGAAAAUUCUCUAACGUUAGCAGACAAAUCGUAAUAAUCUCGUUGCCUUCCCCAUCCCUCUCCAAUAGAAAUCUCUAGCGAGGGCAUGGAGAUAAACUCAAACAAUCCACAGUGGGUGACUACGGCUGUUUUUUCACGGUCUUUCUCUCUGACGGGAACUUGCCAAUAACCAUUAGCGAGGUCUAAUUUUGCAAAGGAUUUCCCACCACCAAGCCAGUCGAGGAUGUCUAUGACUUGAGGAAGUGGAAAUCCAUCACUCUUGGUGACUGAGUUAAGUGCGCGAUAAUCGACCACAAAGCGAGGAGGCUGGGGUUUGCCGUGUAAGUCCUUACGACGGACAAGAAUUGCUGGAGCACCCCAAGGAGACUUAGAAGGUCGAAUAAUGUCCUGUUUUAGCAUGGCAGUGAUUUGAUCACGCACUGCUUGAAGUUCUGACGGUGACAUCCUGUAUGGUGGCUUGUAGCAAGGCGGUGCAUUCUCAGUGUUAAUGUGGUGCUCAGUUCCAUGGAUACGCCUAAGUGGUGCACCAGGUAAUAGAAAUGCAUGAGGGUACUUCCGAAGUAAAGUGUCAAACUGAUUGAGGACUGCAGGGUGCACGUGACUAUAUUCAUCAGUAUCUAGGCGCAGCUCUUUUCGCAGUUUCUGAUGAUAUUCUUCUGAAAAUGGAUCAAGUUCAACAACAGAAGUAGGAGGAACGUCUCGAUCAUCCAUGUCAUCAGGCUGAUUGAAAGGAUGAAGUAAACGGGAGCUUUGAACAAGGCCGGCUGUAAUCAUUUCCUGAUUGGCCUGCUUAGGGCAGUGUGGUUGUACUGGGUCUCUUUUACUAAACCGGGUAGGUGAAGGGGUCUUCAAGAGAGGAGAUGCAUCAACAGGAGACUGACAGAAGAGCGAGUCAUAGGCAUCAAGUGAUGAAGAAAGGAUGUCAGCUGUGUGGUGUAGUGCAUCCUGGAAAUCAGCUUUGCUUUGAGCGGUACAAGGUGACAGAUAACCAAAGGUGGAAUGAUCAACAUGAGCGCUCUUCUUUGUACAUUGCACAAGAACAUUCAUAGCUCUGAGUUGCUGAAAAUCAGGAAGAUCGCCCUCGGAGGUGCCUGUGUCAGAAGGGAAGUCCAUGACAGUUCGUACUGCGGAUGCACUGAAGAUGCCAUCGAGGACUCUGACACCAGGUUCGAGUUCAUGACCAGUUAGCCAUAAGUCGUUUCCUAGCAACCCGAUGGAUGCUGCACUGAAGGUGAGAUAAACUGUGAGUAGGUUUAGACCGCGGUAAACGGUGGUCUUGGUGGGUGCAGAGUGGCUACUUGGUUUUCCAGUAAGAAGGCAGGUAACUGCAGCAUGGGGUUCCUGUGAGACAGGUGCUUUAUCACAUGAAAUAGUAAAAUUCAUAGCAGGGUGACGGAAUGUCACAGUUUUUUCUCUGUGGUCAGACAAAGCGCGAGUAGCUGCUAAGUGAUUUUCACCAAACAAGAGUGACCAAGACAUAUUGGGCACGACAAGAGCGACAUGAACAGUCUCCUUGUUUGGAAGCCAGGCAAUUGGGACUUCUUGGACACCAACAGCAUUCAGAGAGGCACUAGUGUCAGCCAUUUGUACUGGAAUGGGCUUUUCAAGUUUCUUGUACUUCAAUUCAGGUCUUGCGGAGUGGAUGUGCUGUGCAUGAUCCAGGCUACACAGUGUAACAGAACAACAGGAAUCAAGUGGGAGCUGAAGGACUUUACCAGCUGAGGUGACUUGACAUGACAAAAUAGAAUGAUUCAGGUUAACAGACAGUUCACUUGAAGAAUGUGGUAAGGUCGGCAUCAGAAAUAGCGGAGGGUUGGAAGACUGAGACUGAACACCAGAGGAAGGUGGUUGAGAAGUGCGUGGUCCCAGUUGGGUUGCCUGUGCUGGUUGAACUUCGCAGGAGUUUGCAACAGGUGGACGAGUGUUUGCAUGAUUAAUAUCCUUGCAACCUAGCUUGGAACAAGUGUUACAGUUGUGAAGACGGCCAUAUCUACAUGAUUGGUCUGGUAAAACGCAGGGAGGUCGUUGAUGUUUGUUCCAUAAACGGCAAACUUCGUUACUUCUUUGAGGAUUCGUAGAAUUGUGGUUUUUCUGUGUUUUUUCGGGGCAGUUGCCUUUGGUGUGGCCAUAGGAAUUGCAGUUAUAACAGCGGGGUCCUUUGCCGCAACCACGAGGAAAACCAGGAGCUGGAUUAGUGGCAAGAGCGUUAGUUUGUUCCGGCGGUUGUUUAUUGGGUUGACUGUGCGAAGGACUGAAUGAAUGCUCGAUUCGUUUUGCGGCUUCGAUGAUCUCAGAAAGAUCUUUGUAUUCUUCUGCUUUAAGCACCAAAUGUUUUUGAAUGUCUGGUUUCGUUUUGGAGAUAAACUGUGACAUGAUGAACUGAGGCGAGUUUCGGUCUACGGGUUCGCCCAAUUUAGCGAGGCGAUGAAGGUUGUUUUUGAAGCGAAAUGCGAAGCGAUCGAUCGAUUCUGUAACUCGCUGUUUCAUCGUAGAAAACUCAGACGCCAGACGAUGGCGUUGUACUUCUGGUGGUUCGGCAAAUGUUGAUUUUAAAGCUUGUUUAAAACUGUCCAACUUUUGGAGAGGAGUUGUUUCAUCUGUAAACUUAGUCUUUUCCAUUGACAACAUGGAAUUUGGCCAUUCGCCAACGCAUGCUUGUUGUAGCAAGGUGAGCUUAGUUGCAGCUUGCAAAUGGGUCGUUUGAACAUCAAAAGAUUCGAGGAAUUCGUUAACGUCGUCGUGAGUGUUCUGGUCAUAACGAAAUUGCGGGAGUUGAAGAGCAGGCAUUCGUAAAGGCGUGGAAUUUACUUGGGCUGUAGCCGGAGCUGUGGGAGGUCCGCCAUGUGCGAGCAAUGCUUCAGUGAGGUUAGCGAUUUGAGUGUUUGUUGCCUUCUGUGCUUCCGCCUGCUGCUUGACAAUUGCCGUAAGGCCUGCCACGAUGCCUUGUAAUAUUCUUCUAUGGUGGUCAUUUCGGGAUUUUAGGUUCUCCACCAGAUUUGUAGCGGUUAGAAAAUAGGCGAAAACAUACCACACCAACUCGAUCUCAACAACAACUAGAACUCUGUUUAAUCUCUGACAACACGUGACCUACGCUUUCCAUAAAUGGUAAUAUGACAUAAUGGUGUAAGGAAAAACGGCUACAUAUAUGUUUGUUUCAGAUUGCAUAUCUAAACAAAUAUUAUCUACUGGUAGAUAACCUAAAUCUUAAUUCAAAGAAAAUGUUGCAAUUGGGGAUUAAUCUUUUUUAUCUGUGUUUUUUUCAGGUGGAAUAGUGCUUUCAAAAGCCAAGUGGAUUUUCUAAGACAGCAGGCCAAAGAGCGAAAGGUGAACAGUCAAUAAAAGGUUUUACAUGUACUGUGCUAUACACUCCUGAUUAAAUGGUUAACAAUUUGGAUUCUCAAAAAUCCCUUGGUAAAUUUGAAAGAGUGAAUUGAAUUAUGAGAGAAAUGGUUAGAUUUUGCCCAUUCAGGUAGUCAGGAAACAGGUUAUAAUUUGCUGCCCAGUUUGAUAUACCGUAAAAUUCCGAAAAUAAGCCCCGGGGCUUAUAUUUUUCAAAGGCCCUUUUUGAGGGGCUUAUUUUUGGAGGGGCUUAUCUACAGAGGGAAAUUUGUGUUUCAAAAUCGAUUGGGCUAGCCCUAUGGUUGGAGGUAAAAAUUGUUUUACUUUGUAUUUAAAUUGUUUUACUUUGUAUUUGAGGGCAAUUUUCCAAGCACAAGCCCCCCGGGGGCUUAUAUUUGGAGGGGUGAUUUAACGGAGGGUUUUUUUGCGUUACCGGUUUGGGGGGCUUAUAUUUGAAGGGGCUUAUUUUUGGAACUUUACGGUAUAUGCCUUAUGCACAUUUUUAGUCCUAAACUGAGAGAAAAAUGGGUUUUGAUAUUUGUAAUGUUUGCUUGAAUAUAAUAACAUUUGCAUGUGAAAAAGCUCUAUUCAGGCCCAAAUGAUUAAAAUAUUUGCUACUUAGUUUGAUUUGUAUCCUUUUUUCCAGAUGGGGUUUAAGAAGGUGGGUUAUACAGCAAACUAAUAAAUUGUUAAAUAUAAAAUUAAUGUUAUAUCUUUAAUAUAUAACUUGUCCGGUAGGGCUCAAAAAAGGGGGAAGUCCAAGCCAUUUUGACCUUGUUUCUUGAGGCUGCCAGUGGUUUCUAUAUCCAGGUAUGUGCUCCAUUUCUCUUUAAGCUACUGUAAAACAGGCAAGAAAACCUUUCAACUUGUUUUACACUGCAAAACAAGUUGCAAAGCUAUGUUGUGCACUUUGACACCCACAUUCAAAUGUGUCUUGCAGCAAAUCAAGUUUUUGCAAGUUGUGUGAAUACUGACUUUUGACUGCAUAAAAUUAUGUGAGUGUCACACCAUACAUGGAAUUUAUGUCACUUGCUGCAACACAAGUUAACUUUGGUCUCGAAAAUGCACAACAUGUACUGCAGAUUUUGUUGCAAAGAGGAGUUGUCCUUAUUACCAUAUCUUUACUGAGGACCUCUGAUAUUACACAAUGGUGUGAUUUCACAUUUUUUCUCACAUUGUAUCUAGAUGCAUAAUCAAUGAAAAAUCUCCUAAAAUAUCAUAAGUUACAUAACCUGGACAAAGACAAAUAAGUGCUAAUUCAAGGGUAUAUUAAUUUUAAUCCUUUAAGCUCCAGUAUCAAAAUUCAUGUUCUCCACACUGUUCUUCAUAUAUUUCUUAUGUUACUACUUGAGAGAAUUUGCUCAAACAUUUCAAGAUAUUUCAUCUUUGGUGACUAGUACAGGGCUCACAAUAAUGGGUGGACAACAGACAAUGUCCGGUUAAGAAGACAGUUAUAAAUUCGGAGAAUACAGAUGAGACCGUCUUGUUCUGCAACUUUGUGAAUGCCAAUUAGGGGUUUGCUAGUUUGCAACAUUUUGACAGGUCAGAAAUAAACCAUGCCCGACCUUAAAACUUGUUUGGGAGAAUUUGGAUGCUGGUCACUAUAAUGGGGCUUAAUGGGUUGAGGUAACUUAAUUUGGAAAGGUGUCGAACCACUGAAGCUUUCAAUGAUGUUGCGAAUCUUAUAGGCAUUAAACAUUUUAUGCCAAAUCUACACUAGAGAAAGUGUAUAAUUUGCUGUAUAAAAGCCUUUUUUGCCAGAUAGUGUGUCUUUCUGGAAAUUUUGCACAGUUUCCUAAUUAUUUCCUCUCUAUCAGAUGGUCUUUUUACUUAAAAAUGGCACUGAUCAGUGAAAACCAUCUAACCACACGUUAAUGUUUGAUAUAAAAGAAGGUGGCAUUAAUUUGGAGAAACCAAUUCAUGGUCAUGUUGAUCACUCCAGAAGAAAUAUUUUGGCAGUCGGAGACAUAAGGGCUCUUAAAAGAAUACUUAUAGAAGGUGUGUCAGUUUAUAUUCACCUUGUUAUGGUUUUAGUAGGUAAAAGUAUUUUAUUAUCUUGACUAGCUUUUGCAGGAGCUGUGUUUGACAUACAGGCUAGACAUUCCUGGUCAUGUGAGAUCCUCACAGUUAGGCAUUCUUGAAGGUUGGUGAUAUUCUGUACAAAAAGACUAAUCUAAACAGUUUUAACUCAGGUAUGAAGUAUUAAAUUUCUUUUACCUAGACCAUACACUAGGCCCGAGUUGUUCAGUGAUAUCUGCUGGAGAAAUCACUAUCCAGCAGAUAAGUGUUAGGGAGACCAGUUGCACUAUCCAGUGGAUAGUGAUUCAGCUAAUAGCGUUAUCCACCUUUUGAACAUCUUGAAAAAAUUGUAAUAUGUUUUUUUGUAGUUUGUAAUUUGUUUAUGUAUGGAAUGACAAAUGAGUAGACAACCCGCAUGAGGUUGGUACCUGGUGGUGUAAACGUUAAUUUGAAGGCUAGCUUAGCCAGCACAUAAAAUUAUCCUCAGAAAGCCUUUGUACAGGUACCCCAGGGCUGUCACUAAGAGGCGGUGGCCGGGGAUUUCCCCCGGCUACUAUGAACGUCUUCCCUGGCUACUUUAAAAGGAAAAUAAAAGGAAAAUAGAACCAAAAGAAGUUCCUAGCUGUUUGAUUCCCGCCUACUGGUUGUAUUUACCCACCAACUUGAAAUGUUAGUGACAACCCUGUAACCCCCCUCCCCACCCCAGCGAUGAUAAAUUGUCACACAAAAAAGAACGCCAUUAACUCAAUAAAGAUGGAAGGCAAACCUUGAUUCAGUAUCAGUAUAAGGAAUUUAAUAGCAGAAUGCUCAGUGUUAUGUAGAUCAUAAUAACAUGUCACUAUCAUAGCUAGCUACGUAGCAGACCUCAUACUGAUAACUGUUUAGCGUCUGUUACAAGUGUUUAUAAUAUUUUUUGGGACAUCCUACAGUGUGCAGUCAACUCUUGCCUUGCAGACUCCCCACUAUAACGGUAUAACCCCGAUAACUUAUAAUGUUCAGGUAAAUCCCAGGUGAAAAUAAAUUAUGGAUGUUUGAGUGAAAUAAACUUCCUCUGUCAUGGACUCUUGCUAAAGAGGACACUAACUCAAGGCCCCUACAGUGUCCACUAUAAAUGGAGUUGACUGUAUGUGUAGGCAGCAAAGGUUAACACUCACUGCAAAAAUUGUACAUAACUGUAAUGUACAUGUAAAUUAGCAAAACUUACAGUAGCAAUCUGUAAUGUUGUUCUAUAUUUAGAAAUUAAUGGCAACACCAAUCUAGCCAAGAGGCCACACACUCAAUCUUGUUAUUACAUCUGCCAAGACUGUCUGGUGCACCUGGGGGAUAUUGGUAAGCCUAUUAUAAAGUGUACACUAUUAUUUAUAGUAUUAUUGUUAUACAUUGUACUCACUAUCUGUCUUCUCAUUGGCUAAGAGCCUAUACACUUAUUUUUGGAAAUUCUAUCAUGCAACCUACAUAAAUCUGCUGGCAGAUUCUGUAACUAACUAAUCUGUAGGUUGUGUGCACAUGAUUUGUUCAUGAUUUCCAAGAAACGUGUCUGUUCUUUAUGGAAAAUAUUGUAAACUGUGUUCCAUGUGAUGGUAUAUGUUUGUCGUUAUUUUCUUCGAAACAAUGUAUAAUAAAACAAUAUUAUUAAAUUUGGUUUUGUGGUAUCCGGAAUAAUCAAUGUCUUGGUAGGUGUUAUCACACUUGGCAUACAGCCUUGGGAAAUAACACUUACCUCACCCUUGGUCAUUGCAGAUAUCACAAAAAUCUCAUCCAAUAAUUGUUUACAAAUUGAAAAUAUGAUCGUAACCAGAAUUUGUUUGUGGCACAGCCCUGUAAAAAUUGUGAACCUGGGAAGUUUAAUAAGGAUCCUGGCAUGGUCAGCUGAUCACUGCACACGCAUUCACAGGGUACCCAUUGAACAUACAAUAAUAUUGCACAGGCACAAGUUAAGUGAAGUAUGCGUUGUAUGACUGUCCUUUCCCAGGUUUAAUCUAGCUUUGAACCAAGUUUGAAUCAGAAUUUCUUUUGUUUCCUGGUUCUGAUUAUUCACAGGAGACAAGGAACAUGGUGGUUUAACCUGAGGAUGGUUCCUCCCCACAACUUAUCCACGAUAACCUUGUAAACUCUCACUACACCUGUCUAAUAAAUUAUUUAUUUUGCUAUCAAUAUAGACUGUUAUGUAGUGGGAAAUAGGUGCACUUUCUCUCAGUUAAUCUAAUUGUAAAAAUCAUAUUUAAUCAAAUUAUGUUUUGCUUUUCUAAAGUAAGACGUGGCAAAAUUAAUAAUACCAUAGUUUCUAAUGAGUAAUUUGAAAAAAUGUACGAAGUUUAGUAAUACCCCACCAAAACACUGUAUAAGUGGCGCUCUUUUUCGCUUUCUUUUUGACAACAAUUUUACCACCUCAAGCAGCUUUUAGGGACUUAGUAAAGGUGAUGAUUGUGAUAAUGAUGAUGAUGAUGAUGAUGACAUGAUGAUUAUAACGAGUUAAGAAUGAGAAAGAGCACUGAGUAUGACAUUUUUUUGUAUUGUAGCUCGAUAUUGUGAUGACCAGGACCAAGCUGAAGUGUUUUACCAUCAUGCCCUUGUUUUAGUUCCUUCAAAUGGUAUGAAUGCAUGAGGGAAAAAUGUUUUGUUCUCUUUGGCAAACACUGGUUUAUGGUAACCGUUUCUAUUAUAGACCUGCUUAAGCCUGAUAUCAAAGAAAUUAAGAUGAAAAAUGCUUGACACAUUGAAGACCAUGUGAGAUCUGACAGUACUAUAUUAACGACUUUAUUGAGUUCAAACCUUUCACAGUUUUAUUGAGUAUCUCAAGUAGAAGUUACCACUGUUCAGCAACAGAACAAACUUUGUUGUUGUUCUCCCAUAAUUAAUUUUUAUGCAGUGUUGGGAAACAGAUGGACAGAAGCCUGUGAAUCAUUUUAAAAGAGUCUAUAGUAGAUUUGUUAUACCCCCAUUAAAACAGUAUAUAAUACUUAACUUAAGGAAACAGUUAUGGGGGUGGGCACCUCUGUUAUUAAUUGGGAACUGAAACAUUCUUACAGAAUAACUGUACACAUAAAAAGUCACUAGGAUUUCCAUCAGGGGGAGUGUUCCGCUGAUAUUGUUCAUAACACUACUAUUUUGAUGAAGAGAAUUUUUUGAUUGGUAGGCUAGAGGAGGUAAAACCAAACAGGUUGCCCGUGAGCAAGCUCUCUACUCCAAGUAGCAAACGAAGAGAGAGAACAUGCCAGCGAACGGCAAAGCUAUCUAGCGUCUCUGCGCCCGUGCGUGACUUUUCACAAUAUCUAUGUAAUGGGAGAUUUCUUUCAGGCUACCAUAAAACCUUCUAUGGAUGGGUCAUCAUUAGUAACACAAUGCUGUUUGCCUUACAACAGGUCAGCCAUACAAUCAGUUGGCAAUUUUAGCAAGUGGAAAAGGGGAUGAGUUGGCAACAGUGUACUACUAUUGCAGAAGGUGUGUUGAAAUAAUAAUAAAGGGCACUGUAAAUUGCAAAACAUAUUGCAAAAAAUACAAAUUGUAACUUGCGUACACACGAAAACUAGCAACAAACUCAUCCCGCAUAUGGCGUUGACCCCGGGACUCGAACUCGGCCACACUGGUGGGAGGCGCAUGCUCUAAGCACUGCACCAUCCUUGCUCGCCACACUAUUUCUACCUCUCCUACUGGAGACGGGACCGCCAUUUUACAGGUUCAUCCAAGUCACACGAUGGUCUAGCCGUGCGCGAGGAAAAGGCAGUACCUUCAUUUUUCAGUCAUAAUAAGACUUAUUAAGUAUUUGUCCGUUCCCUGGAACCGGAUCCGAAGCACAUCGCUUUGCAGUCAAGCGUUCUACCACCGACCGAGCUAGGCCGGAGAAAAAUGUAAGACAAAGGAUGUAAGGGUGACCAGAAAAUUCCAUUGGAAAUGUUGUUCUUCCACGAAAACCUUUUACACUGAAAUGAAGUUUAGUAAAUGGCUAGCAUACGAAAAAUCGGGGGAAGAAAAGUGAAAGAAGCGGGGAGGAGAGAAAUUCGAAAUUUUGCCUUUUAUACAUACCUGAACCUUGAAAGCUGUAAUUUAGUGCUUGACAUGUCACAGACAGAGAGCCUAGAGCCUGACUUGUGAACAACGAUUUAGGCAGUUUUGGUUCUUUUUUAACGGGUAUUGACCAGAAAACAAUCGACUAGCUUAAAAGGGUGUUUUUCGACAAAAUUUCUAAGGGCGGCUGGGUUUGUGUAAAUUACUUUGUAUUGAGCUUUCCCUCUUGUUUUUGUUUUUACUAUUUUUCAUGUAUUAUUAGCAUUGCUGUUAAAAAUCCAUUCCCAGCUGCUUCAACCAACCUCCACAAAACACUCACCAAAGUCGUUUCCAGACAUAAUACAAGGUAUGAAGCAUGUUAAUUUUUACAAACACACGCGCCUACGAUAUUUUCGGUCCAUGGCCGUAUUCACAAUAGAGACGCUAGGUUUAUCCGUUGAAUAAUUCACGUCAGACAGAUAAAAAGUCUUAAUUUAAAAAUGGAACGGUCUUAAUUUUGGAUGGACAAUCCGCCUGACUUUAUCCAUCUGUUUUCCCGACAAUGUUGACCGAUUUUGAAGAUGGAUUAUCCGUCUGUAGUGUGAAAACGGCCAUUGCUUUCUACCGUCCACACUUGAAUAAGAUAUUUAUGCGUUUUUGUUUUGAUCCUCUUUCAAGAGCGUUUUCAUCGCUCAGCGUAUUAGUGUGGACGGAAGGCCGAAACGCAUCAAAAUGUAUGCGUUUUCAAACGAAAAUGCGCUGGUGCGGAUAAGACCAAGGUCGACUGCUUACGAACAAGUUUAAUCGUAUUUGCUCUUUUUUCUUCAUUUCGAUGAUGUUGAUAAUACCUCACCUGAAAAACAGCAGAAGUUAUUGACCGAAAAUGGUUUUUUUUUAUUCCAGGGACACAGCUUUAGAAAUAUCCAUGGCAGAGUUUGGCCACAUUUUUCUUCAGUUUCAUGGUCAUGUGUAUCUCGUGCAAGGUAUUUAUUAAGUUAUGUUAGUAUACAGAAGGGAAUGUCUCGAGAAUUAAACAUUUCAUCAGCUGUCGACUCACACCUGUCUCCGCUGAAAAUCGAAAUUGUGGUGUUUUAUUGAUCUAUUCAAGGGAGAAAGAAAUCGGCUUCAGCUGGAGGGAGGGUGUUAAGAUUACAGUGCUCUUAAAUAUUUAGGCUGCAUGCGAGCAGUGCUUUUCUUUAAACUCCCGCAUCAAUAAGCAUGUGAGCUUUUUGACAAAUAUACAGAUUAGUACAAAAAGGCUUUAUGGCUCGUGGCUUCAUGGGCUACCAGUGGUCCCUUAAUUUCCUCUCGGUGGUAAGAGGGCGAGCGAAAAAGGGCGCGAAGACAGGGGCCACGCAGAGGAAAGAGAAAAAAUAGUCUCUCUUAUUUUAUCCUAUUCCCUCUGCUUGACGCCUCUACUUUAAUAGGGUCCGGGUGGUGGUUUUUAUGCACGCUCGCGUAUGCCACUCUCACUUCUAACUCAGAGGAAAAUAAGAGGUCACUUGUAUUGUAGCCUCAAGCCUGCUAGCAACCUCUCCAUUUAUGAGCAAAGCGAGUCACGAGAGAACACUUCCUUUCGCGUGCUGCUCUCGCGUGACUUCUCGCGACUUCCCCAAAUGGAGAGCUUGCUCGCAGGCUAUAUAGCCGCUUGAUCUUUCCCGCUCGCAAAUUGAAUUUCCCCUUUUAAGGCCAUUAGGUAAAGAAAGCAAGUGCCCAUAGUUUUAACAUAUAAAUGUUCAUUUUUGCCCAACUCGGUUUUGGUAAAUACGUGUACGGAAAUGUUUUAAUUGUUUACUAUUUUUAAAUACAGAUCUUGAUCAAGCGAGAACUCUUAAAGACCGCAUAAUAACUGCAUUCAAAGUGAGUAUUUUUCGGUCACUAGUAAAAUUAGAUAAUUUUUGAUCACAGCCCGAAUAAGGAAAUCACAUUUCUUUACUAUCAGUUAAUUAAUUAAUGUACUUGUUUGGAUUAACUAGUGCAUAUUAAUUUUACUUCUGUUUUAACAGGGAAUUUUAAAGAAGAACAAAUUCACUUCGCAGUUGCUUAAUAAACUGGUAGCCAUCACUCUGUUUGUUCUGUGGAACAUACGGACAGGUGGAUCAGCGGAUGAUCUGGAGGAGUUUGAUUGUAUCGGCAAAGAUGAAGAGGUAAAUCAAUUAAUCACUGUUGGAAGGGAGAAAGAUAAUGUAUAAUCCUGUUCACAUGCAUCUGAUCAAGGUGUAAGGAUUGGCGCAGUUGGUUAAAAGGUAAAGCAGCCAUAUUUUACGUUGACAACUCGUAACCGCAAUUCAACUGAUAAACUUGAGGUCGACAGUGCGCUCAUUUUAGCCCCCUCUCUCCAUCAGUGCUCCGUUUUAAGGGUAUUAAAGCUAGUUAAAGCUACACAGACAAGAGAGAACUCGAAACAAAGAUAUGAUGUCACCGGGGAUCGAACUCGGGACCUCUCGCGCCGAAGGCCGCGUACUGACCAACUGUGCGCUUGGUGCACGGCCUUCAGUUUGGAGGUUUCUAGUUCGAUUCCAAGGGGUGACCUCAAAUCCCUUUUUCGACUUCUUUUUUCCGUGUAGCUUUUUUUUAAAUUCCUGUAAAACGGAGUACUAAUCUAGAGGAUGGGGGGUGGGGAGGGGCGAGUAGAAUGAGGGCAGCGUCCAUCUCAGGUUUGUCAGCCAAAGGAUGACUUUUAACGGUUAGCAACGUAAAAUCAGGUGCUUUACGUUUACCAUAUAAGACCUUAUCGCAGAUCAGAUACCUGCAUCAUUAGCUUGUGACGUUGUGCUGAAACAGGGGAAUCGGCUCCUGGCUAAAAGACCUCUCUUUUUUUCUCCAAUGAACUAUCUAUCCAAUUCGAAGGGGACAUGUAUAUGACCCACCAUACUGUUCACAUCCCACACUAUGUUCAGCCUGUCAUGUGUUGUUUGGGGUAUGGACUGCUAUGGGUGCAAAGUAACUUGCCCAAACGGUUGCAGUACAGGUACAUGCAAAUAUGAUAAAAACAAAAACAAAAAAUGAUACUAUUCCCUGGGUUGGACAACCUGACUAAUGUUUGGCCAACGUCUUCUUUGUGUAAUUCUCAAUUGUGUCUAAAUGUUUAUCUUAAUACAGGAAUGCUGGCAGCUGACUCUAGAGUUUACAGGUGUGCUCUUGUUGAAUGGAUUUUUUUAAAAGGGUUGAAAACUUAACAUUACUAGAGGGAGCUUAUGCAAAUACAUUUUUAAGCGACACACGUCUACUGGAAAUAAGGCUCUUUCCCUUUAGUGCCCGCGUUCGCCUCGCUUGGCUCGCAAAGCGCCUGUUAUGCAGCUUUGCCCUAGGUAAGCGCCUUGACCGUUUCUUAGGAAAGUUAGGAGGGUUGUUAUUGUUAAAAUUAGAGCAAUCCACGAAAGGAAAGAAACACAUCAAUUGAUAUCUGCACGUGUCCAGCCAAUUGCCUUUUGUGCCAAUGGAGUGGCAAACUAGGCUGUUUCUUCCCGAGUGUUGCAGUCGGCUUUCUCUCUUGAAAUCAGUCGAGCUCUUAUUCCGGCGAGCACGUUUUCAAAACAACGAAGUACAAAAUAGAUGGGAUUGGGGCGAGACAAGGAAAGAUUUUCGGGGGCUUAGGCUCUUGUUUUUCGCAGCUUACAACUUCGCCUCUCCCGUGUAUCAUUACUCGCAGUCCAAGUACUUCAGUUCACAUAUCCCUGUCUUGGCUUUUUUUUAAAGUGGAGUUAUUCGAUGCACUUGUGUUGCAUGCUUGUGAGACUGGACCACCUGCUUCAAGUACUGAGCAGCAGCAAUCUAUAGCAGAAAGCUGUGAUGUGCUCCCUUCUGUGAAUCUCUUGUGUCAGUGGAUGGCCGGUUCAUCACCAAACAUCUGGAAUGGAGACAUUCUCAAAAGAACAAAGUGAGCAUAUCUAUUAUAUAGAUUUAGCCAAGGCUAAAAGCGAAGCGUCCAUUUGUGUACUUUUAAUUACUGAAAACCAAGCGAGGAGGGGAGGAGGCUAGUUUGUUCGUGGAGUGUGACAAAAGCGUGACCAGGCAAAAAGCAGAGCUUUAGAAAUGUAUUUGAGAAUUUCGCCGUAAGUCGAACACAAGAAGCUUAAAUCUAAGCUUUUUCUCGAGCAACUCCGUUGGUGGCCCCUAGAAGAGUUAAUUUUGCGCCAAAAACGAAACGCAACGUACAUGUCUGGGACUCCCUUCCCUACCCUACUGAUUUUUUUACCCCUACUCCCAGAGUCUAUACGGGCGGGCUUUCCUACACUGACGUCGUAGUCAAUAGGUUCCAUGUUCUAUGGGUAUGGGGCUCCGCUGCGAUUAUUAGAUACUUAGCUUUUUUAACGUAGAUGUUUAACACUUUUGUCAAAUGGGCCAUUUCCAAGCCUCUUUUUGAAAUUCAUGUAUUCAUCAUUUCACUGAAAGCCGCAUUAUUGAAAUAAAGUACCGGGUUUAUCAAUUGACUUCUUAGGAUUUGGGAAAAUUUUGCUGCUCUACUGAAUCUUCUUCAAGUGACGCAUUCUCCUCUGCCUGAGAGAACUGGUAAGGACUGAAAGAAACCUCUUCUCUCGUAACUCGAACCAGCUGUUCCUAUAUUACUCAUCCUGUUCUCUUCCCAGUAUGAUUCUUUAACGAUUUCAUUACAUAUUAUGGGAGUCAUUAGAAAUUUCUUGAACAAAUGAAGGAAAAUCGGUUUCUUAAUGUGUGCUCCAAAGUGCAGGCUUUUACUGCGAGGGUCUCCUGGUUACUGAUCAUAGGGGAAGCUAAGAUAUGGAAUACUGUACUUUCAAAAUUGAAUCCCAAUAGGCUGCUUAAUUGAUCGAAGGUUUUUUCAUACCGAAAUCGUAAACACGAAACGCUCCAAAGAACAGUGGGACGCUCUCAACUGAAAGAAGCUCUAUCGUUUCGAUUUCUUUUGCAUGAAGAGUUUUGCGUUCUUUUUCUUUUUUAAAAGAGGAAGAUUUUUUGUGUUUUCUUGUUUGCUAAUGGUUAAAUAAGCUCUAUUUUCGUCGUGGUUAAAGGUUAGGGUUAGGGUCAGGCCUCAAAUCCGAUUCAUGAUUUUCCCGGCUACGUUAGACUUAAUUAACUUAAGUAACAAUAACUUCGCAUCUUUAUUAUUUUAGGGUGUUAAAGAACUUAGUGUCUUUAUUGAUCUGAUCACCGACAAUUUUAUGUAAUAGAUAUUCCCCUUCAUGAAGACUGGGAGCUUCAAAGUUUUCUGCCUCUUAGAGUCAGUCAGAGGUAUGUGAGACUGAGACAACUGAGCUUGAUGCUGUUUGUUUGAUUGAUGUAUUUUUCAUAGACGUUCUCCUUGUGCCGUGGAGACUUUUCAUGCGCGUUUUCCGGUUUCGGUCACUACGACGGCGACGGCAAGCAACCUAGCACACGCGAGAAGAAGACCUCUGGUGGCCAGGGUAUCUUGCGACGUCGUGGUGGUUGUCAAAUCUCUCUGUGGCGUAAUUUCUCUCGUUUUCUGUUGUUUUUACAGGAAGCUUACGUAUAGCAUGAAGAGGACCCGGCCCGAUGAUGAAUCUGCUCACAGAGUUAGCAGGCUUGUUAGGUUUGGAAAUCGUCUGGCGAACAACGCUCCUUGGUAAGCUAAGUUUCCACAGAUAAGAAAUUAAAAGAUGGAAAUUCUUUUGUCAUAUUAGGGCCAUUUUUGUAGGGGCGAGGUAAAGACGCGUCUUACUAAAUGGGGAAAAUAUCAAUUGAAAAAACUUGCUCGUGAGCACAGAGUGGUUGUCGACGGAAAAGGCAACUCGAAUAAAACUUCUGAAGGAGAAACGGUAGUCUGUCCUCCAGAUGUUUUCCCUUCUUUUUCCUUUCGAGGAAUUCGACCUGCGCGCUAGCGAGCUCCUGAAGCACGCCAACGAGUCAGUAAUUCUCCUGCAGACUAGGUGAACGAUGAUGGUGUUAUUGUUCAGGACCGCCUUUUCUGCAAGGCCAGCCCAGCCACUCGAAACUCUAGCCGUUUCCAAUGCCUUCCACAUCAGCGCGCAAGAAGAAUGGGGUACAAGUGAGACUGCCUGCUCGUGCGCUAUACUCGUUGUUCCAAGCUACUGAACUGACCUUGCUGCGGUUCCACGAAUUGGAUACCAUCCUUCAGCUUGUCACUAAAUUGUCGUUUUCAUUUUCAGUAUCUUGGCUAAAGUGGAAGAUCUUGCGACUGGUCUAUCAAACUUUUCUUUGAAGAUAAACACUUCCUCGCCCAUUGAAGAGGUAAUUUCGUAAUUUUGUUACCCGUUAUCUCGCUUUUUUUCUUCCCCAAGGUUAAAAAAAUAAGUGCAGUAAUUAUUUUCGCAUUAAUGUUAGUUACCAAAGAAAUAUCCUUUUUCAAGGCUUGAACGGGAUUUGAACGAAAACCUUCUCGAAAACCUAGACCAUUUUUGGACAUUCUGACUCCCUAGCGACAAUCACUUGAGUUCAUUUCUUUCGUUCUCAUCUAUGAUAUGAUAUCAUAGGCAAAGUUUGUUUUUGUUCUGCUUUGCUUGUUUGGUUUCUAUGGCUACAGUAUAAUGCAGUGUCCUUCUCACACUAUCAUUUUUGUUUUCACGGUGGUUUGAAUAACCAACCAUACAACUUGUUAGGGUGUCAUGCUACCGUUUUUGAAAAGUGCAUUGCAAAUUUUAGUUUUUUUUCUCUGUAGGUCUCAUCUCAAGAGGAGAAGUUUCCCAAGUCACCUCAAGACAUCGAUUUAGAAUCGGCAGGACAAAAGUUACUGGCUUCUUUACCUACCCUGAACAAGGUAAAGCCGGCGGGGGUGUGUUUGUGUUUCUCCGGACUUGCUUAUCCUGGGUUAGUUUUAUCGCAGUAAAGCUUGUGGAGCCGAGCAUUUCAGUUCCGGAAUAGAAACAACUUCUUCAAACUGAAAAUAACACAGGGUUACAUUUCUAUCAGUCAGGAAACCUGGCCCCAUGAAGGUCUCAGAAACCUCUAGCCUCGGACGAGGCUUCGCUAUGGGAAAAAAAUGGCAAAAAACGGAGUGAAAAGGCAUACAAAAUUCGGCGAGCUCACCCUUUUCCCUUCCCAGACCACCGCUUGGCUCGCUUUUUUUUUUUUUUUUCCCCAACUGUGGAGUCUGGUCCCAGGCUAUGAAACCUCUAACUAUUGGCCUUUCAAAACACGCCUGCUAGUAGUUUUUAGGGCUUUGGACACUCUUGUAUCCUUCAUCUAUUGUCUCGUUAGCAGAUAAGCCAUUUUUUAGGUUUUUCCUCAGUUCCCUGGCCUUUGAAUAGAAGCGAGGCCGAAGGCGACCUUGUUUUGUUAAAAACCUCCUUUUUUCACAUGUAUAUGAUCAUGUUCAUGGAUUGUGAAAUUAUCCCUCUACAAUGUAAGAGGUCUCAUCAUUUAUUUUUUCCAGGCUACACCAGUAGGAACCCCAUUUGCUGAAACUAGGUAAGUGCCUCGUAACGAAAGUUAUGCAUCAUUCGCUGAUAGUGCAAAUGUCCUUCCUUACUUUCACAACAGAGGAAAACAGAAAGAUGCAGACAAUUAGUCACGGUUUUACAGCACUACAUCGGUAUGACUACAAGCACUAAGCUUAAAAGGCGCGAUGUAAACGCCCGUCAUUGUCAGCUCAAAAUAGGUCAAGCUUGAGAUUUCUCAGUUCUUUUGCAACCUGCAGGGAUCAUCUUAAUCGUUCAUAUUUUUUUCUGUAGUUUUCUGUUUUAAAUUUGAUUUACUGAAUGUAUGCAUGUUUCAUAAAUUUUUUUUCAGCAAAUAUGUUGAAUUUUAGAAGUCGAAACCCUACGUUUCUCUGUUUAAGGCGGCUUUCCAACAGGCGCACCAUCCAAUAAACAAACAGUUUUUACUUAAAAUUUAAGUUAGCGGCGAGAGGCGGUUUUACCGCUUAUUGGUUGAACAAGUGGGCCACGGGACAUUUUCUUACCUAAUAAGAAAGCGUAACAAUGCCACCAGCCCGCUCUUGAAAAUUGUUUGUAUUAACAUGGCGGUUUUUUGAUACACAGCUCCUUGUUCAAGGGUCCAUUAGAUGUUGGUCACACCCCAGUAGGACACGUUCCACCCUCCCCCUCCACUGUAGCUCAGUAUUCAUUGUUCCAAUCAGGAUGGAAUGUUUCCUUGACUUCUGCAGCUCUUGCCCAUCCAGGUACACUACACCUCCCUAGGAGUUACUUAUGCGGAGAUCCGAAGCGAAGUGGCUGGGAAUGACUCCUUCAUUAGGGAUAAAUUUAAUCACGAUGUCGCAUGCCUAGCAGAGCAUCAAGGCAGGGGAAAGGGGUUGCUAGCGGUACCCAAGGGUUUUAUGCAGAGGAAACCGGGUUAUACUACCGAUUCCAACACUGCCAUGGGAGACUUGCAAAACGAGGCUUAGCGCGAAAAUGAGUUUUAUUUGCAUGAGAACAAAAAGUCAUUUUCAUAUCAAUGGCUUCAUACUUAGCCUCGCUUUGAAACAGAGGCUUGAGGCAGAUGUCCACCAGGCUUAAGGCAACUGGAAAAUGACCUACGGCCUUCACUUUUCUUGCUAAUAGUACAGUAUCAUCUCUGGACGGACUGUCGUUCUUUGGUCUAAUCCUCUAAACGAUCUCAGUUAGCUGAGGCACUAACAAAGUAGUUGUCUUACAUGUACAAACUCUCCUUUGAGAGAUAAAAGACACCAGUUAGGAAGGGGUAAGCUAAGGAAGAAAUACUUUCUUGAAGUUAUGAGUCCGUCCACGGUUACAGAAUUAACGUGUGCAAUUCGCGCCAAUUUUAUCUUUGAGCCUUCUAAAUAUACGCUCUAUAAGUAACACGAAUAGCCUGUUAAUAUUUUUCCUGUGAAUCGUGAGAUCCUGCCAAGAUGGAAAAAAUUAAUCUUUUGUUCCCUGUAAUGUAUAGAAAAUUCAUCGGCAAGACCCGGUGGUAAGCCACCAAAUCACCGUGCGACCCCCACCGAUCAUUUGGCUAGUCCAGGAAGUAGCUCUGUGUUUCCACCUACCCUCCCUCCCCAACUGUUGAGAACCGCAGACCCACCAGCUUUGGAGCCAGUUUCCCUGCAGCUGGAAUGCAGCCCAACUAUCAUUCUCCCUCCCAGUCUCCAUUUGGUGGCUUUGGGUUCAGUGGUGGCUGGGGUGGUUCAGGGGUCUGGGCUCCCAAUUCGUCAACUCCCAGCGGUAGUGGAGGAACAAGUCCUGCUGGGAAUCACGGUCUACAGGUAACAAGGGAAUAAGUACAAGCUUUCGGCGCAACGGUUUCUGGGUUCGUUUGGGUGGCUAAGCGUUGGUUAUGAUUAGUUGAUGGUAGUCAGGGCAACCGUUAACCUAUCAUAAUAACGCUUGUCCUCCCAAACGAUCCCAGAAAUCAUUGCGCCGAAAGCUGGUACCUUUUUCCCUCAUAGUUUCUGGAAAGGGGAAUUCUAUCCGUAUUUUUACUUCUCUAAAUUUACCGUGGAUCUUUCCUUGCUUUAAGAGAGUUAUUCCCCAAGGGAGGGGGAUGACUGCCCUCUCGCAUUUAUGCGUUAUUGAUCAAGCCUGAGGUCAAGAUAGCUGGACAUUGGCCAAGUUCUUUUUUGCUGUUUUAUGGACCGAGACAAAGUCGGGAUCAAUGAGGAGGCCAAUGUCCAGCCAUCUUGACCGAACAAGCUGGUUAAUGAAGGAUUGAUUAUAUGGCCAAAAAGAGAACUUUUUUGCGGGACCAACGCAGGAAAUCCUAGCCUGAGAUCAGGUUCACAGUGGGGGAAAAACAAAAAAAAAAAUCGGCCAGGGACGGGAGCGGAGAGGAAGUCUGGGGAGGAAAAAGGGCGGUUUCCUCUUCCCCAGUCCACAGCUGGACUCGCUUUGCUCGCCAAUGUUUCACUCCGUUUUUGCCUUUUUCCCCACUGCGGAGCCUGGUCCCAGGCUAGAGAAAUCCCGUACCGAUAAUAUGGGUCCAUGUUGCCCGCCAAGGGAGCCAAUCAGAACACAAAAAAGGUCCACAUUAAGCAGUUCAGUUUGGGACAGGGUAAAUAUACUACUGAAUUUGGGUCUAGAAUAGAGUAUACUUUCGCAGAAAAAUGACCAAACUGUGUCAUACUUGGUUCAUUUGCGGUGUUGUUAACUUGCUCGUAAUCAAAGUGGACUCAAUCCCCCAAUGUGAAUGCAUGCAGAUCGAAGCCAAGUUGAAUUAUUCCUUUGUUUUUUAUUAAUGUGGUCCUGGCUUAUUUUAAAACAGUUAAUGUAUUUGGUUUUGGGUUGCAGUCCAUCUGGGGAUCAGACUUCGCCGCGUCUCCAUCCGAGGGUAUGUCACCUCUGCAGCAACUGUUACAGGAGCAGAAAAAACACCAACAGAAGGAUAGUUGAUAAACACAGCUGAUCAAUCUGGCAAGAAAAGCUGCUGAUAACUUCACUUUCCCUCGCAACAUGAUGUUGAGGACCUUAUCACGCAAGGGCUUACAACACCCCAACUCAACGGCAAAUUCACUGGUUUUGCUAGUUCUAGGCCAUUAGCCGCCUUGCGAAUGUAAGAAAGUCAAGAAUGCUUUUAUCUGUACCGGCAUCCGGUGCUGGGAAUCUAGUGGGCCCUUUAGACUACCUUUUCAGUCCAUGCCUUUUGUAGUGUUUGGCACAGAUGACUAGAAGACACCCUAGCCAAGAGGAGCAUUUUUCGUCAAGUUACACCGAAGUCUUGUAUUAUGACCACUUUAUCGUGGUCUCCACGCAGAAAGCUUCACAAACAAGAAAAAUGUUGAGGAGACGAAUUCUUUCAACAUUUUCUUUAUUAAAAGCACUGCCUAAUCGCUGGGUUCUUAGCACAUAUAUUGUCAAAGUUUCUUAAGCUUGAUAUGAGGCUUGUAUUAGUUUGUUACCACAUUUAACAUAUAAAUUAUCAAUAACGUUUAAUUUAAGCGCAAACUUUGAUUAACAGAACACAGGUUUCCAUCUUGAAAAUUCCAUUUUUCAUUGGGCCAUUCAUUGUUAACUUCAAGAAAUAUUUCUUUAUGGCAAGGCGUUUUUACGACAGAGCUGACGAUUAUUACAUCAUUUCUAGAUUUAUUUAAAGCACAAGAACGCCUUCUAUUUUGAAGACCUUGUCUUGCUUUAUUUGAGAUAUUAUUUCAGUUUGCAUUGUUAAUCCCUCCCAACAUUUAGGGAACUUUAACGUAUACCCUUUAUCACAUUUAUUCACGGUGUUUUUGUCUCAGUAAUUUGUUAUCGUUGUUA